AUGGUUAAGACGUUGGCAAAUCGGAAACAACAUACCACAUUGGAGCACAGCCAAGACAAGGCACAACAAUUCAAGGGAGUGCGAAUGAGAAAAUGGGGGAAAUGGGUUUCCGAAGUGAGAGUGCCCAAUUCCAGGGUUAGAAUUUGGCUGGGGUCUUAUGAUUUUCCUUAUCAGGCCGCUCGGGCUUAUGACUGUGCAAUUUACUGCCUCAGAGGAUCCCAAGCCAAGUUUAAUUUCCCCGACUCCCUGCCGGAAAUUCCGUCCGCCUCUUCACUAUCUCCUGCACAAAUUCAAUCUGUGGCGGCCAAAUUUGCUCUGCAAGAAUUCCGGCAGGUUCCGGAUAACGGCGCCGUAUUUUCUGCUUCGAAAUCCCAGUCUUGUAUGGAGAGGGAGCAGAUGUUCGAGGAGCAGGGGUUGACACUGCUCGAUUCGCUUCUUGGGGAUAUGACCGAUUUUGAGGAUUUUCCAACAUUAGAGGAAGUCGUUGAGAAUAGUUAUUUUCCUAUACUUGCGGAAGAGCAUACAGGGCUUUUUCCGCAGCGGACGGAAGACCUGCGAGAAUUCCGGGUGGGGUCGCAGGUGGCAGAUUGUGGAUCUGGCCUACAGCUGCAGAGGACUUGCGUGAAGAUGACGCGAAGAGGAAAUAGAAAUGAUGGAGUGCAUGGAAAUGAAAACCCUGCUGUGAUGGAAAUGUUGAGAGGAAUUGCAGCCCGAUUAGAAGCUGUUGAAACGGCCUAG
This is a messenger RNA of Cryptomeria japonica (Japanese cedar), 738 nucleotides long. RefSeq names its product ethylene-responsive transcription factor ERF016-like. Gene Ontology annotation, biological process: regulation of DNA-templated transcription. The coding region runs from base 1 to 738 and encodes 245 amino acids. The transcript is spliced from 2 exons. NCBI's taxonomy places the organism in Eukaryota, Viridiplantae, Streptophyta, Pinopsida, Cupressales, Cupressaceae. The record is from RefSeq and is a predicted model, not a curated record. Gene Ontology annotation, molecular function: DNA binding; DNA-binding transcription factor activity.